This is a messenger RNA of Physeter macrocephalus (sperm whale), 354 nucleotides long. Its product is annotated as 60S ribosomal protein L13-like. The record is from RefSeq and is a predicted model, not a curated record. The transcript has a single exon. Gene Ontology annotation, molecular function: RNA binding; structural constituent of ribosome. Lineage: Eukaryota; Metazoa; Chordata; Mammalia; Artiodactyla; Physeteridae. Gene Ontology annotation, cellular component: ribosome; cytosolic large ribosomal subunit. The coding region runs from base 1 to 354 and encodes 117 amino acids. Gene Ontology annotation, biological process: translation.
AUGGUGCCAAGCCGUAAUGAUACGAUCCUGAAGCCCCACUUCCACAAGAACUGGCAGCGGCGCGUGGCCACGUGGUUCAACCAGCCAGAGCGCAAGAUCUGCAGGAAGCCCUCAGCCCCCAAGAAGGGAGACGGCUCUGCUGCAAAGCUCAAAUUGGCCACCCAGCUGACCGGACCAGUCAUGCCCAUACGGAACAUCUACAAGAAGGAGAAGGCCAGAGUUAUCACAGAGGAGGAGAAGAACUUCAAGGCCUUCGCCAGUCUCCGCAUGGCCCACGCCAAUGCCCGGCUCUUUGGCAUCUGGGCAAAAAGGGCCAAGGAAGCUGCAGAACAGGAUGUUGAAAAGAAAAAAUAA